Molecule: messenger RNA, 2658 nt
Organism: Triticum aestivum (bread wheat)
Lineage: Eukaryota; Viridiplantae; Streptophyta; Magnoliopsida; Poales; Poaceae
Exons: 5
Coding region: 145-2184 (679 amino acids)
Biological process (GO): intracellular signal transduction
Source: RefSeq, a predicted model, not a curated record
UCAAAAACGAACGGAAGGAAAUCCCAAAUCCCGUUACAGGAGCAGCAGCGGAGGAAGAAAAAAGGAAAGAAAAAUACCGUUGCCCUCCCGUUCCGUUCCGUUCCGCUCGGCACUCGUAAAACCCAGGCCCCGAGGGGAGGAGGCAUGGGAGAGGAGACCCUCGUGCAGGCCAUGCCGCUCGCGCCCCACCACCACAACCACGUUCACCCCAACGCCCCGGAUCCAGCCGUCGUCAAACAUCGACACGACGAUCCGGCGGCGCACGCUCCGCGGACCCUGACCGGGAUCGCCGCGGCAGCGGACGCGGGCGAGGUGGAGGACGUGUACUACGCGCGCAAGAUGCUGCAGGGCGUGGUGCUCCGCCCGCCCUCGCACCUCCCGCAGCCGGAGGCGCCGCCCGGCCUGACCAGGGCGGUCUCCACGCCGGCGCCGAACGGCCAUCGUGAGGGUGCUCCGGCUCCGGAAGGGCAGAGGCACGUCGAGCGGUCCAACUCCGCCGCGGCCGUGGUGGACGUGGCGUCCAUCGGGCGGUUCUUCCGCGACCGGCGCGACGUGCUGUCCUCGGCCAUCAACCGCCGCAUCUCGUCGCUCAAGGAGACGUCGGCCCCGGCGCCGGGGGACGCGUGCUACGGCGUGCAGGAGAUCCACCUGCCCAACGUGAAGGUCACCGUCCGCCUCAAGGAGGCCAUCGCCGCCGACGCGGAGGAGGACGACGGCUACGGCCACUCCUUCUCGGGCAGCCACAUCAAGGGGCGGGUCAGCUUCUUCUCCCGCUCCGGCUGCCGCGACUGCGACGCCGUGCGUGCCUUCUUCCGCCAGUCCGGCCUGCCCUACGUGGAGAUCAACCUGGACGUGUUCCCGGAGCGCGAGGCCGACCUCGCGUCCCGGGCCGGCGCCGCCGCGCGCGUUCCCCAGAUCUUCCUCAACGAGAAGCUCCUGGGCGGGCUCGUCGUGCUCAACUCCCUGCGCAACAGCGGCGAGUUCGAGCGGCGCGUGCGCGAGGUCGCCGGGAGGCGGUGCCCCGACGCGGCGCCUCGGGUGCCCGUGUACGGGUUCGACGCCGACGCCGGCAAGGAGGGGGAGGAGGAGGAGAGGGAGGACGCCAUGGUGGGCAUCGUGAGGGUGCUCCGGCACCGGCUGCCCAUACAGGACCGGUUCGUGAGGGUGAAGCUCGUGAAGAACUGCUUCUCCGGCGCCGACAUGGUCGACGGCAUCGUGAACCACUUGGAGUGCAGCAGGAACAAGGCUGUGGAGAUCGGCAAAGAACUCGCGAGAAAGCACUUCAUCCACCAUGUCUUCAGGGAGAACGACUUCGAGGAUGGCACCCAGAGCCUGUACCGCUUCCUGGAGCACGACCCGGCCGUCCCCAGGUACUACAACUUCAGGGGCUCCACCAACGACGGCGAGCCCAAGCCCGCCGCCGCCGUCGGCCAGAGGAUGACCAAGAUCAUGGUCGCCAUACUCGAGGCCUACGCCUCCGAGGACCGCCGCCGCCUCGACUACGCCCGCGUCGCCGCCAGCGAGGAGUUCCGGAGGUACGCCAACCUGGCGCGGGACCUCCAGCGGGCGGACGUCUUCGCCCUGCCCGCCGGGGAGCGCCUCUCCUUCUUCCUCAACCUGCACAACGCCAUGGCCAUCCACGCCGUCAUCAGGACCGGCCAGCCGGCGGGCUCGGGGGCCGUCGACCGCCGCUCCUUCUUCACCGACUUCCAGUACGUCGUCGGCGGGUACCCCUACUCCCUCACGACCAUCAAGAACGGCAUCCUCCGCGGCAACCGCAGGCAGCCCUACACCAUCGUCAAGCCGUUCGGCGCCUCCGAUAAGAGGCUCGAGCUGGCGGAGACGAAGGUGAACCCGCUGGUGCACUUCGCGCUGUGCAACGCGACGCGGUCGAGCCCCACCGUGCGGUUCUACUCCGCGCAGGGCGUGGAGCCGGAGCUCCGGCACGCGGCCAGGGAGUUCCUCCUCGACGGCGGCGUGGAGAUCGACCUCGAGACCCGGACCGUCCACCUCACCAGGAUCAUCAAAUGGUACAGCGCCGACUUCGGGCAGGACAGGGACAUCCUCAGGUGGAUCCUCAACUACCUGGACCCGACCAAAGCCGGGCUCCUGACGCAUCUCCUCAACGACGGCGGACCCAUCAGCAUCGCCUACCAGGACUACGACUGGUCCUUGAACGCCUGAACCGAAUUCUGUUUCUGUCUCAACUCUGCGCAUACGGCGAUGGUGGGCUUUUCUCUUUGGAUAUUGGCAAAUGGUCGAUGGAAGAGAUCAACCACGCGUGGAGCUUAUUACCAGCGAUUAUACUACUCCCUCCGUCCCAUAAUAUAAGAGCGUUUUUGACACUAGUAGUGUCAAAAACGCUCUUAUAUUAUGGGACAGAGGGAGUACUUAGCAAGACGGAAGACUGCAGGUGUACAUAUAUAUAGUACGAUUCUGUAAGCCUCUUGGGUGGUUUCCUGCCUGCAGGGACAAGUUGUCUUGGCCUCUUGGGGAGGGCAAUGCACUGUGUUGAUGACAUCGCGUUUUCGCAGCGAAGAUGCUAGAUACACUAAGUGUUAGAAGGGAGAGAGAGGGAGAUUGGUGGAAUCGUUUUUAUGUAUUGCUUGAGCCUCGUGGGCAUAUAUAUAGGAGUACAAUGACCAACUUGGAGUACAA